AUGAAUGGGGGAGCAGGAAGCCCGGCAGCUGGUCCUGUCAUGAGUCCUGUUAUGAGCCCCACUGGCGGGUUUAGCGCGAACCAUAUGACGUCUGGAAAUCCUAUGAUGUCUGGAAAUCCUAUGAUGUCUGGCUCACCAAUGAUGCCACGAAUGGCUCGACCGACUCAACCAUCUAAUUGGAAUUCCGCACCCGCUGUUACUAGUGCAAAGCCCUCAUUAAUGGAACGGAGGAAGAAAGCUUUUACCGGCACACUUUCUGGGGCAGGAGCUACUCCAGGUUCUAGCGGUCCUGUAGGCGAUGCACCCGCUGCCACUAAUGGUGCGAACGGUAGCAGACCUACAGGAGAUGGGAAAGGAUCACUGUUUGAUAAGUAUUCUGAAUAUGUGGAUGCGAAAACAGGAAGCUUGAAAUUUGCAGGAAAGGCAGUUCUACACAGCAAAGGGGUUGAUUUUUCAUCGGGAAGUAGUUUCAGCAUCUCGUUGGAUGAAGUAGACACUCUCGAAGAAUUAGGCAAAGGAAACUAUGGUACUGUCUAUAAGGUAGUACACAGGCGACCAAGAGGAGCGAUGAACGGAGAGGUGGUGCUGCCUGGAAAGCUCAAUUCACCAGUAUCAGUCUCCGGUUCACCCCCAACCUCCAACGGCGAAUUCAAAUCGCCAACUAUUGCUUCACGGGAAGGUGCGGGCACCACGAAUGUAGAGAUGGCUAUGAAAGAGAUCAGGCUCGAGCUUGAUGAGAAUAAGUUUGCCCAGAUAAUAAUGGAGCUUGAUGUGCUGCAUCGAUGCGUAUCACCUUUCAUCAUCGACUUUUACGGCGCAUUCUUCCAAGAGGGUGCUGUAUACAUUUGUAUGGAGUACAUGGAUGGCGGGUCUAUUGAUAAACUCUAUCGAGACGGCGUUCCCGAGGGUGUACUACGGAAGAUUACCUAUGCUACGGUAAUGGGACUCAAGACGUUGAAAGAUGACCACAAUAUCAUCCACCGAGACGUCAAGCCAACCAACAUCCUAGUUAAUUCAAGAGGAGAGAUCAAACUUUGUGAUUUCGGUGUCUCUGGUAACCUUGUUGCCAGCAAAGCCAAAACCAACAUUGGGUGUCAGAGUUACAUGGCACCUGAACGAAUUGCUACCGGCGGUAUCCAGGCUGCACUUGGAGGAUCUACGCCGGGAACAUACAGCGUGCAGAGUGAUAUCUGGAGUUUGGGUUUGAGUAUUUUGGAGUGCGCCAUGGGAUGUUAUCCAUACCCUCCUGAAACAUAUAACAACAUCUUCAGUCAACUUAGUGCAAUCGUCGAUGGUGAGCCACCAGACCUUCCAGAAGAAGGAUUUACCCCACAGGCCCGUGACUUUGUCCGAGGUUGCCUCAAAAAGAUUCCCGGAAUGCGCCCUGCAUACGCAAUGCUUCUUCGUCAUCCUUGGCUGGCGGAUCUUGGUCAGCCACCUACCAUUUCCGAGGAAGAAGAGGAUUCAGAACCAGCGCCCACUCCUGAGAAGGGGGACAAAGAGGUUCGCGACUGGGUCCUUGGAGCCAUCGAGCGACGGAAGUCUAGAAUCGCUUCUGGUGGGAAGGGACCCGAAUCCGAAAAGCCGGCACUCCACGCUGCUCCAUUGGACGCAGUUAUCACGCCUGCGAAGGAUGGAAAAACACCAGUGGACUCUGUUAUUGAGUCUGUUGGAAAACUCGGGUUGGCUGUUUAG
Morchella importuna is the source of this 1695-nucleotide messenger RNA. RefSeq lists its product as uncharacterized. Gene Ontology annotation, biological process: protein phosphorylation; MAPK cascade; cellular hyperosmotic response. The record is from RefSeq and is a predicted model, not a curated record. Bases 1 to 1695 code for a protein of 564 amino acids. The transcript has 2 exons. Lineage: Eukaryota; Fungi; Ascomycota; Pezizomycetes; Pezizales; Morchellaceae. Gene Ontology annotation, molecular function: MAP kinase kinase activity; ATP binding.